UGUCCCCUGGCUUGUUGCACGCCCCGACUAUGUGAAGAGGCCCUUGGUGUGUCUCGUGAAGAGAGGGCACAUGACUAUGAUUUCCCUUUUCCGUCCGGCGUCAUCAUUACAAGUGGCCCUUCUACUCGGCCACCCCGACCGACGCCACGUUGCGGGCACCAUGUCGGCCUGCGAAAGGUAUGCUCCUUCACGGCGUAUGGUCAUUUGGAGGAAGACACGCUAUACAAUUUGCUCGGUGUCAUUGUUGAAAAAUGA
Molecule: messenger RNA, 255 nt
Organism: Protopolystoma xenopodis
Lineage: Eukaryota; Metazoa; Platyhelminthes; Monogenea; Polystomatidea; Polystomatidae
Source: the annotation of a GenBank genome assembly